Molecule: messenger RNA, 258 nt
Organism: Peronospora matthiolae
Lineage: Eukaryota; Oomycota; Peronosporomycetes; Peronosporales; Peronosporaceae
Source: the annotation of a GenBank genome assembly
AUGGCGUCUCAACAAGCCCUCGGCGGAACUCAUGAUGUCGCCCAUAACUUGCAGAUUCACUGCUUGGCAGACCGAGACAAGAAGGACAUGCACUUCUCCACGUACGCUUUGCCCAGAGCUCGUGAUGUGUCCACUCUCGAUUCUAGUGGCACGACUGGAUCGUACUUGAUACCGUCACAGCAAGCAGCAGUGCACGACCUUCGGUCGGUGACUGAGACACUUCCGAGGCUCGAAGGGGCACCAUCUUGCCUCCGAUAG